Molecule: messenger RNA, 570 nt
Organism: Toxorhynchites rutilus septentrionalis
Lineage: Eukaryota; Metazoa; Arthropoda; Insecta; Diptera; Culicidae
Exons: 1
Coding region: 1-570 (189 amino acids)
Molecular function (GO): nucleic acid binding
Source: RefSeq, a predicted model, not a curated record
AUGGUGCAAGCGGAAGUCUAUCCGGACGAAGUCGCCGUGCUGCUUAGUGGGAGCCCGGUGAUGAAGAUUGAUAAAACGAGCAAAAUCUACAAGUUAUCGCCGUUCGCUGACGAAAGGAGUGUCCUACGCGUGGACAGUCGGAUUGGAGCCGCAACGAGUGUGACAUAUGAUUUCAAGUUUCCCAUAAUUCUACCACGAUACCACCGGCUUACUGAACUCCUCGUCGAUUGGUAUCACCGGAAGUUCCGGCACGCAAAUAACGAGACUAUAGUGAAUGAAAUCCGACAGCGUUUCCAGAUACCGAAUCUCCGCACAGUUGUACGCCAGGUCGCAAAGAAUUGCCAGAGCUGUAAAAUUCGUAAGGCAUCUCCCGUUACUCCGAAGAUGGGUCCAUUACCUGCGGCACGAUUGGAGCAGUGUAGCCGACCGUUUACCUACGUAGGUAUCGACUAUUUUGGGCCGAUAUCGGUCAAAAGAAGUCGCAGUCUCGUGAAAAGGUGGGUCGCCUUGUUCACGUGUCUUACCGUUAGAGCCAUCCACCUGGAAAUCGUGCAUUCCCUCACGACAUAG